Molecule: messenger RNA, 599 nt
Organism: Venturia canescens
Lineage: Eukaryota; Metazoa; Arthropoda; Insecta; Hymenoptera; Ichneumonidae
Gene: mRpL20
Product: mitochondrial ribosomal protein L20
Exons: 3
Coding region: 56-502 (148 amino acids)
Biological process (GO): ribosomal large subunit assembly; translation
Cellular component (GO): mitochondrial ribosome
Molecular function (GO): structural constituent of ribosome; rRNA binding
Source: RefSeq, a predicted model, not a curated record
UCAACAAAGUAAUAAGAUUGAUUGUCAAUUAACACAUUCGUGUUAAUUUUGAACAAUGGUUUUCCGUUCACUUACACUUUUCGCCCGGAACAGGGGACCCGAUGAAUUUUGGAGAAAAAGAAAGAUUUUUCGGAUUGCUCAACAUUUUGCAGGUCGUCGGAGAAAUUGUUACACAAAUGCAAUUCGUGCUGUACAUCGUGCUCUGACAAAUGCAACAAUUGGCAGAAAAUUGAAGAAACUACAAAUGAAAGAGCUUUGGCAGUGGCGACUGACAGCAGCGUGUGAAGAGCAUGGAAUAACGCCUUACAUUUUAUUAGUGGGUUUGGGUAGAUGCGACAUUCUUCUAAACAAGAAAACUCUGGUAGAUUUGGCAAUAUGGGAGCCCCGAACCUUUAAAUCAUUGACAAACAUAGCAUGUGCAAGGACAAAAGCAGACGGCCUGAACAUUGUGAGUCAUUUGGAUUUCCCAGCAGGUGUUGUGACCCGAGGGAUGCUCAAGUGAAUGAGCCCUAAAAUGUUAAAUAAAUAGUAAAAAUCCACCAAAAAACGAAAUUAUGUAAGAAAAAAUUGAUAAAAAAAAAUAAAUCAUUUGUAUUGUG